AUGGCUGGCGUGGUCCGCGGCUACACUCGCCGCAGUCACAUCAAGUCUCGCAAGGGCUGCGAGACUUGCAAACGACGGCACAUUCGCUGCGACGAAGACUACCCCCAAUGCCGCAACUGCACAAAACACAAGGUCCGCUGCCCGUACAAUGAAGCCCAGACAACCCAGACCACCUGCACGGCAAAGAUCACCGAGGUCCAAGCGCCAGAGCAGCCCGCGAUGCCCGAGAGUCCUGACUUCAUGUGGACGCCGCAGGUGGAAGCCGCCAUCAUGAGGUGGCAGACGACGGGCGAGUUCCCCUUCCCGUCGCUCGCCAUCGAGCCGCCUCCCCUGCCGCACAUGUACUCUGUCCAAGAACUGCGUCUCAUCUACCACUUUACCGAUCUCUACUUCCAGCUAUCCGCCGUUGACGCCGUCCAUUUUACCUUGUGGACGCGGUACGUUCCCACCCUCGUUGCCCUCGGGAGCCAGUACUCCUUCGUAAUGGACGCGGUGCUGGCCUUUUCUGCCACGCACAUUGCCUUUCUCACCGGCUGUCCGCUCGUCGCCGGCAUAGCCUGCGAGCAUCGCUGCAAGGCUCUCCGCAGUCUUCAUGUCGCCAUCGGGGCCUUUCGACGCGAGACGUCGGAUGGCAUCCUGGGGGCUUCCUUGCUUCUUUCCUGGCAGACGACGGACUGGUCGAACCUGACGCUGCUGCAACAGGGAAUCUCGACGGUCGUCCAAGCCAUGGAAUCCUGGAAGCACGAAUCCCAAUUCGCCGACUUCUUCACCCACCACAGCGACACCAUCUACGCCGCCUCUAAAACCACCACCUCCUCCUCCCACACCAGCCGAAAGUCCAAAAAGCUGCGGCGGGAAGGCAUCCAAGCCCUCGAGCACAUGUUCACCAUGGUGCGCAAAAUCGAAGCUCACCUCAAGUACCACGACGGAGACACCACCCAGGUCCGCUGCCUCAUCGGCUUCCUCCGCAUCUUCCGCACCAUCAGCCCCAGCCUCCCCGUCAGCCAAAAGUACGAACGCCUCCAGCCCUUCAUCACCUGGCUGUUCUGGAUGCCCUCGGGCUACCUGCAGUCUCACCGCGGGUCGCCCGCCUCCCUCGUCGUCAUUACCUACCUGUAUAUCAUCGUCCUCCUCAUGGAGCGGCUGUUCCCCGAGGUGAGCUCCGGCUACUUUGGCAGCCUGUGCGCCCUGCCCAUCGAGGAACUUGCCAACCGCCUGACGUCGCUGAGCGCCAUAUGCGCCUCCUCGGGCGCCGACGCCCACUGGAAGGCGUGCGGCACCCUCAUCGAGCUCACCCUCAAUACCAUAGACGAGACCAAUGGUGGGGGAACCUGGGAGCGCGCCGCCAAGAACGCGUCGCUGCUGCUGCCGCCGCCGCACCAGGCCCCUGGGCUGCCGGCCCAUAACGAAUAUCGCCCGUCGCCCGUGCUGUCGGGCACCUCGUCACCGCCCUACAGCGUGCCCGGCGGCGGCGGCGGCGAUGACGGCUGCGGAAACCACUAUGUAGGCGCCCCGACCUCGUACCCCGAGGCGUACAGCCCUGCUUGGUCGGCCUUUACGAGCUCCGAGUCGUACAAGGACCCGGAGGAAGGUGGACUGCGCGACGUGGGAGACGCCUCGCCUUACUACAAGAUGGAGUAG
Molecule: messenger RNA, 1641 nt
Organism: Ustilaginoidea virens
Lineage: Eukaryota; Fungi; Ascomycota; Sordariomycetes; Hypocreales; Clavicipitaceae
Exons: 6
Coding region: 1-1641 (546 amino acids)
Biological process (GO): regulation of transcription by RNA polymerase II
Molecular function (GO): DNA-binding transcription factor activity, RNA polymerase II-specific; zinc ion binding
Source: RefSeq, a predicted model, not a curated record